AACCUCAAUCUUAGAAUGACGCUCCGCAAAUUCGGCCGCGCGCUCUACUCCGCCGCCGAGAUCAGCAACCUCAAAAUGGAUCCCCGCGUCAGAUCAGCAUACGACGACUGCCUCGAGCUUCUCGACGAUUCCGUGAGCCUCCUCUCGCGAUCGCUCACCACCGUCGGCCCCGGCGGCGGAGGAUCGACGCAGGACGUGCUGACGUGGCUGAGCGCGUCGCUGACGAACCAGGACACCUGCGCCGACGGAUUCUCCGAGCUGAGCGGCUACGUGAAGAAUCAAAUGGCGGAUCGGCUGAAGGAUCUGUCGGAGCUCGUGAGCAAUUGCCUCGCGAUAUACUCCGCCGCCGCCGGCGACGAGGAUUUCUCCGGCAUUCCGAUUCAGAACAAGCGGCGGCGGCUCCUCGGAGACGAGAAGCCGCACAGGCAUUUCCCGGCGUGGCUGCCGCGGCGGGACAGGAAGCUGCUUGACCUUCCGCCCGAGGCGAUCAACGCCGACGUCGUCGUUUCGCACGACGGCAACGGCACGUGCAAGACGAUCGCGGAGGCGAUCAAAAAGGCGCCGGAGCACAGUAACCGGCGAUUUAUUAUCUACGUGAGGGCAGGAAAGUACGAGGAGCCUAUAUUAAAGGUGGGGAGGAAAAAGACGAACUUAAUGUUCAUCGGCGACGGAAAGGGCAAGACGGUCAUUUCCGGUGGGAAGAGCAUCCAAGAUAACAUGACGACAUUUCACACCGCGACAUUUGCUGCAACCGGUGCCGGUUUCAUUGCACGAGACAUAACAUUUGAGAACUGGGCCGGGCCCAGCAAGCACCAGGCCGUGGCCCUUCGGGUCGGGGCGGACCACGCUGUCAUCUACCGGUGCAACGUGAUUGGCUACCAAGACACACUCUACGCCCACUCGCAGCGCCAAUUCUACCGCGAGUGCGACAUCUACGGCACGGUCGACUUCAUCUUCGGCAACGCGGCCGUGGUGUUCCAAAACUGCAGCAUCCACGCGCGGAAGCCGAUGCCCUUCCAAAAAAACACCAUCACGGCCCAAAACCGCAAGGACCCGAACCAGAACACGGGCAUCUCGAUCCACGCGUGCCGGAUCGUGGCCGAGCCCGACUUGGCGGCCGCAAAGGGCGCGUACCCGACGUACCUAGGGCGGCCGUGGAAGCUGUACUCGCGGACGGUGUUCCUGCAGUCCUACUUGGGGGACCACAUCCACCCGAGGGGGUGGUUGGAGUGGAAUGCCACGUUUGCACUUGACACGUUGUAUUAUGGGGAGUACAUGAGCUACGGCCCCGGUGGCGCGAUUGGUCAGCGCGUGACGUGGCCGGGGUAUCGGGUCAUCACGGCCGUGGAGGAGGCCAACAAGUUCACCGUGGCGCAGUUCAUUUACGGGUCGUCGUGGCUGCCCUCCACCGGUGUGGCGUUCUCGGCCGGCCUAUCGACUUGAAUAAUAAUAUUAUUUAUAAUAAUGAAAAUAAUAUUUUAUAGAGAGUUAAAUUGUUUAUGUAGUGUACAAGGAAAAUACUUGCCUUUAAAUUAGGGUUCAAUUUAUUUAUAUGGUAUAUAUAAUAUAAUCCUCUUUGAUUUAAA
Messenger RNA from Salvia hispanica, 1586 nucleotides. RefSeq names its product putative pectinesterase/pectinesterase inhibitor 34. Gene Ontology annotation, biological process: cell wall modification. The record is from RefSeq and is a predicted model, not a curated record. Gene Ontology annotation, molecular function: enzyme inhibitor activity; pectinesterase activity. NCBI's taxonomy places the organism in Eukaryota, Viridiplantae, Streptophyta, Magnoliopsida, Lamiales, Lamiaceae.